Molecule: messenger RNA, 4495 nt
Organism: Leptidea sinapis
Lineage: Eukaryota; Metazoa; Arthropoda; Insecta; Lepidoptera; Pieridae
Gene: nhr
Product: orphan steroid hormone receptor 2-like
Exons: 11
Coding region: 225-1685 (486 amino acids)
Biological process (GO): anatomical structure development; cell differentiation; regulation of transcription by RNA polymerase II
Molecular function (GO): zinc ion binding; RNA polymerase II cis-regulatory region sequence-specific DNA binding; nuclear receptor activity
Source: RefSeq, a predicted model, not a curated record
ACUUCACAGUUCACAAAUCAGAAAUCACAAUAUGUCUGCGGGUUGUUGUUUUACGUGUACAUAUAUUAAUUGUAAAAUAAUAUUUUACCAGUGUUAUUAUUAGUAGUUUAUAGUGAAGAAAUUAUCAAAUAUCAAUUUACUACCAUGAUCUUAAAUCGUUUUCUAUAACGUGUAAUUACCGAAGUACCAAGAAGCUGAAGACCUUCACUGCAACUACUGGUAUAAUGGAGGCUCAAGAUCAAAUGGAGUUGAAAUACAAUCCUGGCAAUGAAGUUGGAGGCUUGGAGCUGUGUAUUGUAUGUGGGGACAGAGCCUCGGGAAGACAUUAUGGUGCCAUCAGCUGUGAAGGUUGCAAGGGCUUUUUCAAACGGUCCAUUCGCAAGAAACUAGGCUAUCAGUGUCGGGGCAGCAUGAACUGUGAGGUGACCAAACAUCACAGGAACAGAUGUCAGUACUGCAGGCUGCAGAAAUGUUUAGCCUGUGGAAUGCGGAGUGACUCGGUCCAACAUGAACGCAAGCCGAUUGUCGACAAAGUGAAAGGAGAGAGAGAACAGGAGAGGCAGGCGUACUCCAAGCUGCUCGGCCUGGUUAACCAUUCGCAGAGUCAGAUCAACCCCAAGGAUGAGCCCAACGACGGGUUCGGUGCCGUGUCACCAGCGCCCGCUAUCAACUUCGCGCUGGCAGCCGCUGUCGCCUUCAACAAGGGAAACCCUGGAGUGUCGCCUUAUCUCGGCGGCACGAGUGACGUGGAGGGAGCGAGACGGCAACAAAUAAUGUUGCAGACACAGCUCGCUAAGAACCUCUUCAAAAUGGGACAAUUUGGUGCAAUUAACGAGUAUCUUCAGAGCGCGUACGGCGCGACUCCGCCCGAACCGCUCGCGUCCCUCCACGCGCCGAUACUCGCCCCGCCCACGGCGCCUAGCGACACCUACAAUGAGGGUGAAGAUUUGGGCAUAUUGAGCAGUCCGGAAAGUAUCGAGCUGCCACUCUCGUUGGCCGGAGUAGGUGUGGGCAGCGCCGGUGGCGGAGCGCUACGCUUGCACGCCGCCUGCGAGGGCGGAGCCCGACUACUUGGUGCCCUGGCCCGCUGGGUUCUGGCGUUGCCCUGCGUCACAGCGCUACCGUUUGAGAUCCAAGUGUCGCUGCUCCGCAAGUGCUGGCCGGAGGUGUUCGUGCUGGGUCUGUGCCGGUGGGCGCCGGCCAUGGGGCUGGAGUCCCUGCUGCCACUCAUGUCCUCGCACCUGCAGGCGGAGCUGAGGAAGCGAGCUGAUCGACCCGCGCAUCGCACAGACACCGCCGCCAACGCUGAGAUAACAAUAUCGGACUACAGUGACGAGCGCAUCGCUGAGAUAUCCACGAUGCUGUCGCGCCUGCACCAGGUGAUCACCCACAUGACAGCGCUCAGGGUCACCGAAAGGGAGCACGCACACCUACGGGCGCUCUGCCUGUUCUCGCCCGACGGUGCUCCGGAGUUCCUGUGCCGCAAGCUGCAGGAGUACCAGCAGCGGGUGGUUCGCUCGCUGAAGGGUCUCUGUGAUGAGGAGCGUGCACUCAGCCUUGUGCUGCAGCUGCCAGCACUUCGCAGCUUCACCGCCACCUUCGUGGAGGACGUGUUCUUUGUCGGCUUCGUCGGUGACGUCAGCAUCGAUGACGUCAUUCCCUACCUGCUCAACGCCGAGCGAUGACUCCUCUACUAUACUUCAUGUACGAUUUUAUACGCUUUACAACAAUUACCAGUAGACUCUCUGGUAACCGGAUGGAACCUAUAUUUCUAAGACUCUACUGAACAUAUUCGCUAAAAAGUUAAACAAAAUCCCCCUUAUUCAUAAUGGUCCGCUAACUUUAAACAGCCGCUUAGGAGUGUUUUUUCUCAUUCUGACUCAGGUCAAUAGAAGAAGACAGAGUGAGAAUUUGCAAUGCUUUAAGUUAGCAGACUAUUAUGAAUCAGGGGGAAUAUGUUGAACACUUGUUUUAAAGAAGUUGUAAGUAUUACAACUCCGUGUUUUUCUGUUGUUUAGCGUCAACCUUUAGACGUCGCUUAGAAAGUUUUUUUUAUGAUAAUAAGGGACGAGGCGAGCAGGACGUUCAGCUGUAGGUAUUUGAUACGCCCUGCUUAUUAUAUAGCAGUGCCGCUCCAGAUUCUUGAAAAACCCAAAAAUUCUGACCGGCAAUUGUGCUGGUCACCUUGAGAUUAUCUGAAGAUGUUAAGUCUCAUUUGCCCAGUUAUAUCACUAGCUACCUUCAUACCAAGACACAAUAAUGCUUACACAUUACUGCUUCACGGCAGAAAAAGGUGCCGUUGUUGUACUCAUAACCUAGUCGGCAUCCUAUGCAAAGGAGCCUCCCAAUGGUACUUUAAUUAGUUAGACAUUGUUAAAGCCAUGUUUAAAUUAUUUUUUGUAAUAACACCGUUUGAUUAUGUCUAUGAGCGGUGUGUCAUAGAUCGCUGUAGUAACUUCAAAGUAAAUUGAAUGAAUCGUAACUAAGCUGAAAUUUUGAUGGCGAAUUAAAAAAUGGAUGCUACGAAAAUUAAACAAAAUAUGUUUCUCUAACAACAGUAUUUAACAUUCGAAAUGAUACGUCUUGCAUCAUGGUACGAAAUUUUCAAAGUGUAUGAAUUGACCAUUUUUAUAUGAUACCCACCAAUACAAGCGGGGGAAUCCCUUGUUAAUAGUUGCAAGUGUAACAGCUUAAUACUGACUUAAUGUUGUACUUACUAAUAAAAUACAAAAUGAGCUUCUUCCAUAGCAGAUUUACUGACGAAUUAAAAGAUACAAUUUGCAUCAGAAAAAAGAUGUGAAAUACUUAUUCUUAUGCAAUGUUUAUUAAGAUUAACAAAUUACUCUGCAUGUAUGCUGCAGGAAAGUUGUAUGGAAAUAUAUUAAUAUUCGUAAAAAAAAAAUCUAAUGUGUUCCUCUUUUGAACUGGCCUGUAAAAAUUGAUAUACAGUGUAUGUGAUAGCCUUUAAAAUCUUACAUAGUCUUUGGAUAGUGCUCAUGGGAAUUGCUACCAUUCUCCCCUUAGUGGCAAUUGUACAAUUUCAAGUUCUGUGAGUUUACAAUAUGGGGAACAAUCUUCCACAAGAAAUUUACGGUGUGGAACAGACAACGGUUAACCGGGCAUUAGAUAUAAUAAAAAGAUAUUCAAAUUGGAUAAAUUUUGUAUUGAUUAGGUAUAUAAAUGUUUAAUAUUCAUAGUAAGAUCAUGAGAAAAAGAAGAUAUAUUUUAUAUAAAGAUAUGACAGUCAGUUUUUAUAAUGACAUCAUUUAGUUAAUCUGCAUAAUUAUAAGUAAAUAAGUAUAUUUUUAUUACAAUAUUGUAAGUAGCAAUAUUAUGAUAAGGUGCUGAAUUUAAUUGAAUAAUUUUAAGUCCAUUUUGAUGAAUUCUACUGUAGUAUUUAUAAAUAUGUUUUUUUAAAAAUACGUGUAUGAAAAUUGUUAUGAUUAAGUAUUAAAUUAUCAUUGAAUGUGAAUUUGCUGUUGAAAACUUGCUUAAGUUUCUUCUGCUUGUAGUUAACUAUUCAUACUUAGUUAUAGUUCAUUUAAAUCAAGUUAUUCCUCUAUAAUAUCGCUGUACCGUCCAUAUUGAAUUUGUGAAGUCAACUUGCACAGAUGUCAUUUAAACAGUAAUGACACUUGGUGUCAUCUACAUGUACAUGUCAAGAUAUAUUCAUAUUAAGUCAUGAUGAUGUCAUUUAAAUGUUAUUUUUUUUAAAUGCUUAAAUAAUAUUUUUAAUACUAGCAAUAUUGAAAUGAUACUUUUAAGGCAGGCUAUGUUGAUAACUUAUUAUUUUACCUGACAUGUGAAUUUGUUAAUUGCUAGGUAGGUAGUAUGUUACUACCAAGGUUAAAGUUUAUUAAGAGAAUAUUCUCUGUAGUUUUAUGAAUUAAAAAAUUAUUAUAUUAAUAUUACAAUGGCAUGUAGACCAUUCCUUGAUUCAUGUUACAUUCACAAUCAGAAGUUAUAAGUAUCAGUCUGUAUGUUAUAUGGCCACAAGUAACUUGUACAAUAUGAUGUAUAUACUACAUUGGUACUUUUAAGGUUAAGUACCUUAAGGAACAUAUGAUAUUUUAUGAUUUUUACCUUAAGAUAACAAAUUCGAGUUAUUUGUUUUCCAGCAAGUCGCAGCAAAUGCAUAGUUUGUAAAAAAAAAUUGUCCUAAAGACAAUAAUUUUAAAAUUAAAGAUUUAUUGUUCAACACUAAUGGGCAAAAAAAAUCGAAUCGCAAAAAUUUUUUGAGAUUCUGCCAUGGUUCUUUCAGCACCUCAAGAAUAUCACAAGUUUUCUCUUCUACAGUCUAAAAUGUGUGAACCUAUGGCAGUUCCAAGUUUCCUGAGAGUUGGCUUAUGAUAGAUGUAUUGAACAAUUACCCUUUUAAUGACUAAAUAGCAUUUGUCCAAGUUGGAUUCAGAUAAUAUUAAUUUUAAUCAUAUAGAUGAUUGUUAUAAGUGCCUUUCUUAAUAUUAAAUAAAUUAAUAAAUACAUACUUUUACAA